AUAAUCAACUCAAAUCAAAUCAAAUCAAAUCACGGUGUUUCUCUCUUGCAGAUAAAGAGAGAGAGGGAAAGAAAAUUUCACAUCACACGUGCCACCUUCCAUUUCCACGCCGGGAAAUCCUCAGGCACUUUCCUUCUCUUCUUCUUCCUCCUCCUCCUCCUCAGCACCCCACCCUGCACUUUCUCGCUCCCCCACCCCAAAACAAGCCCAACCCUAGAAAGAUCUCCCCCACCGCUUUCUCUAGCUCGCUUUCUCGCUUCCCAAGCACUUGCCCUCGAAGCCCCUCCUUCCACUCGAGUGGCAUCACUGUUCAAAACUGGCCCUUUUUGUGGACCUCAUGAUCCACAUCUGAAUUAAAAUCUCAGACGCAUCUCUCUCUCUCUCUCAUGGGUCCUAAUCAAAAUCUGUCCUUUUAACCGUUUUAAGAAAGAAGAUCCCAUUCCACUGUACUUGCGAGAGGACCCACCAAUUAGUUUUGCGCUGAAGUUGCGGAAUUUCUGAUGGGGGCGAUGACGUCGGCGAUGGCGGCCAAGUUCGCGUUCUUCCCGCCGACGCCGCCGUCGUACGAGGUGGCGAGGGACGAGGUCACGGGGAAGCUGAGGGUGACCGGAGUGAGCGUGAAGGAGAACGUCGACGUCUUGAGCUUGCCCACGAAGAGAGGGAACGAGAUCGUGGCUCUGUACAUAAAGAACCCGGUGGCCGCGUUGACCGUGCUGUAUUCGCACGGUAAUGCGGCCGAUCUGGGUCAGAUGUACGAGCUGUUUAGUGAGCUCAGUGUGCAUCUGCGAGUCAACCUUAUGGGGUAUGACUACUCUGGAUAUGGCCGGUCCACCGGAAAGCCAAGUGAGCAGAACACGUAUUACGACAUCGAAGCGGCUUAUAGAUGCCUUGUAGAGAAGUACGGGGCGAAGGAAGAAGAUGUUAUCUUGUACGGGCAAUCGGUCGGCAGUGGACCAACUCUUGAUUUGGCCACCCGGUUACCAAGACUGAGGGCUGUUGUCCUCCACAGUCCGAUUCUAUCUGGGCUUAGAGUCAUGUAUCCGGUGAAGAGAACAUAUUGGUUUGACAUUUACAAGAAUAUCGACAAAAUACCAUAUGUCACCUGUCCUGUUCUGGUGAUACAUGGAACGACGGAUGAUGUGGUGGACUGGUCCCACGGAAAGAAGCUGUGGGAGCUUUGUAAAGAGAAGUAUGAACCACUAUGGAUCAAAGGGGGGAAUCAUUGUGACCUGGAACUUUACCCGCAAUACAUAAAGCAUCUUAAAAAGUUCAUAUCAGCCAUCGAGAAAGCGCCUCAUUUGAGGAAUAAACCUGCUCUAAUUGGAGAUCAGCCAGAGAACCCUCGGACUAGCACGGACUUCAGAGAAAAAUCCAGAUCAAGCACGGAUAAACGAGAGAAAUCGAGGCCUAGCACCGAUCAGAGAGAGAGGCCGAGGUUAAGCACAGAUCGAAGGGAAAAAUCAAGAGCCAGCGUUGAAAAAAGAGAAAAGUCACAAAAGAGUGUAGAAUUCCCUGAGAAAGUAAGUAAUGGCACCGAUCAGCCAGAAAAGGCGAGGAACAGCAUUGACCGUUUUGGAGGCAUAGUGAGAUCAAGGUUGCGCAAUAUAGAUUGCUUCAAGCCCCCGGCAACAGGUCGAUAUUUCUCUUACCCUAUGGCUUGUUCUCAAAGGAGAACCGAUGUACGUGGAUUGAGGCUCCUCUUGCAUGGUCGAACCGGGCAGUUAUUCAGAUUGAUGAAGUUUCUGUAGUCUGAGUUAUGGUUGUAGACUGUAGAUUAUGUACAGUAGGGUCGUCUUCCGCGUGUCUUUGAAUCUAGUUCAUGUGCUGCUAGGAUUUGCUUGUUUCUGAAGUGUUUUUUGUUUAGUUAGUUAUAUCUGCGGUUUAAAAUCUGGGAAGAAUGUACACAAAAGGAUCUUGGGUAUGUUUCGAUAAAGAUAAUGACAUAAAUGGUCCUUUAACUUUGGCUUAA
Syzygium oleosum is the source of this 1969-nucleotide messenger RNA. RefSeq lists its product as uncharacterized. The record is from RefSeq and is a predicted model, not a curated record. Bases 501 to 1748 code for a protein of 415 amino acids. The transcript has 7 exons. Lineage: Eukaryota; Viridiplantae; Streptophyta; Magnoliopsida; Myrtales; Myrtaceae.